ACCUGUUAACCUAGUUCGUGAUCAGUAUUCGUGCUACUCGGUCUAGUCAGUUAGAUUCGCGAAAAAAUUAAAAUCGUAACAAUAAACCGGUAGGACAGAAUUACCCACCAACUCGCCGACAGUCAGCGCGUCGUGUUUGACCGUGACAGAUCGUCCCCCAGUCGUUUUCAAAAACGCUCAAAAUGCCCCUCUUGUGUUUGUGAUACAGAACAGUGUUUGCGUUUUCAACCCUUACUGUACUCUUCUGAUUUUUUUUAUUUGCCCAGUUUUUCUUGUGUGAAGUUUAUCAAAACUCAUCAAAAAUGUCGAUGUCUAGAAGCAACACAGAGGAAACUCUGAAACUGAUCCGAAAGUCACUCCGCUCGCCGUGCAUGGAGCUCGAGGGCACCCACUUCGAUGGCAAUAUCCCGCACAUCUUUGUCACCUUCGGCGCCUCCGGUGACCUGGCCAAGAAGAAAAUCUACCCGACCCUGUGGUGGCUUUUCCGGGACGGUCUGCUUCCCAGCAACACACUCUUCUACGGAUACGCCCGAUCCAAACUCACCGUGCCUCAGCUCCGAGAGAAAUGCGAGCCCUACAUGAAGGUGAAGGAGGACGAGCGGGCCCGACACGAGGAGUUCUGGGCGCUCAACUUCUACGUGGCCGGGAGCUACGACACGCGGGCCGACUUCGAGAACCUGAACCAGGACCUCAUCAGCCACGAGCCCAAGACCGGGGCCGCCAACCGCCUCUUCUACCUCGCCCUCCCGCCCUCCGUCUUCGAGCCCGUCACCGUCCAUAUCAGGAACACCUGCAUGGGCACCCAUGGCUGGACCCGAGUUAUUAUCGAGAAGCCUUUUGGAAAGGACGCCGCCAGCUCGGAGAAAUUAUCGCAGCACCUCGCGUCCCUGUUUCCCGAAGAGCAGAUCUACCGUAUCGACCACUACCUCGGCAAAGAAAUGGUCCAGAAUUUGAUAACUUUGAGGUUUGGAAAUCGAAUAUUUUCUCCUGCAUGGUGUCGCGAGUUUAUUGCCUCCGUCCAGAUUACAUUCAAGGAGCCAUUCGGAACCCAGGGUCGUGGUGGUUAUUUCGAUGAGUUCGGAAUUAUCCGAGACAUCAUGCAAAACCACUUGCUCCAGAUCCUAAGUUUAGUGGCCAUGGAGAAACCUGCAACCAUCCACCCUGACGACAUCCGGAAUGAGAAGGUGAAGGUUCUUAAGUGCAUCCCAGAGCUGAAUGCAGAGAACGUUGUUUUAGGUCAGUAUGUUGGAGAUCCAAAUGGAGAAGGAGAGGCAAAACUGGGCUAUCUGGAUGACCCUACCGUUCCAAUGGGCUCUAACACGCCGACGUAUGCUCUAGCUGUCCUCAAAAUCAACAAUGAGCGUUGGGAUGGAGUUCCAUUCAUUCUUAGAUGUGGGAAAGCACUCAACGAGCGGAAAGCAGAAGUACGAAUUCAGUACAAUGAUGUACCUGGUGACAUCUUUGAAGGGAAACCUAAACGUAAUGAACUCGUCAUUCGAGUGCAGCCAGGCGAGGCAGUAUAUGUAAAAAUGAUGACAAAAACACCAGGGAUCUCCUUUGACAUGGAAGAAACAGAGCUAGAUCUCACGUAUCACAGCCGUUACAAGGGUGCAAAGCUUCCUGAUGCAUACGAGAGGUUAAUCCUGGAUGUAUUCUGUGGCUCUCAAAUGCAUUUUGUGCGAUCAGAUGAAUUACACGAAGCGUGGCGAAUUUUCACGCCCCUUCUUCACUCAAUCGAGAAAGAUAAGAUUCAUCCAAUACCGUACAAGUACGGUUCACGUGGCCCGCAAGAAGCAGAUGACCUUUGCCUCAAAAACAAUUUCAAGUAUUAUGGCUCCUACAAGUGGGUGCAGCCAAAACCAUGAGUCCUGCAAGAUGAGUUCUCACACCUUGUGGAGGGCCAUUGUUGCCCACUCUUUUCAGAACGUACAAUCAUUACGAGUAAGUUGUUCAUAACUUAGCCCAUUGUGAUAUUGUUUCGUCCAACUACUUAAAUUAUUCACCCUGCAGAGUUGGGACCCAAAGUAGCUAGUAGUAUAUCAAGAAAGCAAUGUCCAUAGCUUUCUUUUUGUUUUUUGCAUUUUGAAUCUUAAACAAUGUUAAAUAUUCUUCCCCCUCCCCCCCUUUUUUUUUCAAAUGAACUUAAUACCCAAUACUUAAGGCUUCUACAGACUCAACUUUCAAGCCUUACUUUCUUAUGAUACGGCUCUUUGGGUCACAAACUUAAGCUUUUUUAUAGUAAGAUGUGAAAAUAUUUUGUACUCUGGUUACCUUUAAUCCUGUAGAAAUAAUAAUUCGUGCUUUUUAAAAAUCUCUCCUUUCAAAUGCGAUUUUCUUGCAAAGAAAUGAGCAGAAGGGGAGAACUAAAGUAUGAUAUUUUGAUUUCCAUGUAUCCUACUUAAUUAUUUUGUAAUCCCUUUUUUACAAUGUUAGAAGCACAGUUUGUGUUGAGUUUAUUUUUAUUGUUGAAUAUUGAAUUGUGUCAUUUGACGUAGCAUUGCAACUGUAUUUGUUUACUUUGAAUCGUUGUAUCCUCAUCUAAUGUGUUAUUUCUGAUCAUAGUGGACAAUUUUUCAAGGCUAUUAAGUAUUUUUUCCUAUUUAUGUUUUUUUUUUAUUUAUACUUGUGAAACAAAACCAAAUUUUCUUGUGUCUGAACAUUCCAAUUUUUUUAAAAAAAAUUGAGCACUGUUUAAGUUAAUUGCUGAAAACUGAGGAAUAUCUAUCUUCAUAAAAUGAAGUGAUUUAGAGGGCUUUGAAAAGCAAACGUUUCCAAUUGUGCUCUUUUCCCUUUUAUCUCUAACUAAAGAAGUCUAAUUUUUUUGCAGUGAAUUCUGCUCUUGUCGAUGCUACAUUCUUAGUAGGUACCCCCGUCCGCUCUUUUUUUAAAUCAUUCAGAAUUAUAAUUUAUUUUCGGUUCCUUUUAAAGUGACGCAGCAGCAUUUACCUUCAAAUUUAAGUGGUAUUGACAAGAAAAAAAAGUUCCUUGCCAAGAGUGUAGUGUUUUUUUCUCAGAUUUUAAUCACAAUUUGAAAUGAGGCUACGCCUCCCACUCCACUUUUCCCUUCUUUUUUUUCUUGCAAGUUGGCGGCAUUGAAGUAUCAAAAAUAGUCCUGAGCAUGGGUCUAAAUUUGCUUCUUAAGCAUUCGUCUUAAUUUUCGCUUUUAUCCCGGUAGGCAUGCAAGGACAUAUGCAAGGAGAAAGAAUCCAGGAACAUUUUUAAAUGAGAAUAUUUAAUGUUUUAUAUAUUUUUUCCACUGGAGCAAUAAGUGCAUAACCUCAGCUUUGAAGCUUCCAGGAGUCGUAGCAGAUUGUAAAGUUCAAGUUCCAGACAAGAAAUUAAAUUAUUUAUGAAUUAAAGAUAAAUACGAAAACAUGACAUUCUUCGAAAUUCUUUCCUGCCAUGAACUUCCGUUCACUAGAGAAAAACAACAUCCGAUUCGAAAGGAAUUUUCUAAGAAACCAUUUAUUUUUGAUAACUAUUGAAGUGUUGGUCCUGUGCAUAAGGAGGUGGUUCGACUUUAUAAUUUGACCUUUCUGAGAAAAUUAUGAAGGGUCUCUUCUUUCAAGAUAAUUCUUUAAAUGAAAAAAAGUUUGUUCUUUCCUCUCAGUUUUAUUCGUUCUGUUUAGUAAUAUUUAAGUAUUGCAACCAACCAUGUACAUUGAGCCUUUCAGCAGUUUCAGCUAUAUUUUUUUAAAGUUUUGUACGUUUGUUCUCCUCAGUUUUUUGUGUUCAAAUGUUUCAUUUCUCUGUUUUUUUUUUAACAAUUGUUAAACCGUAGAGCUCUGUAUCAUCUCAGUCCUUAACUUCAAUAGCUGAUUCAACGGAAUGGGCUUUAUAGUUCAAUCAGUGUUUUUAUUUUUCAUCAAGGAGUUAUCAAAUUUCACAUGAUUUGACAAUAUUGCACAAAUGAAGAUUUUUUUCUUCAUGAUGAGUUGUGUCAAUUUCUCGUUUACGAAUUUUGAGGAGUGCUUAUUACAAGAACUUACACUUAAAAAUCUUUCAAACCCUCGCUGCAAAAAUUAUAAUUUUAAGAACAAGCUCAUUAAAUUUCUGUAAAUCCUGUUGGGAACUGGUAUUUUUGAUUCCUAAAAAAUUGUAUUCAGCAUUUAAAAGCGAUUCUCUGUUUCCUCUUUUGUCAAUCAAUCUUGGAUGCUGCAGGAAUCUUAACACUUAAUUUCACUUGUAGUCAAAUUAAAUCACAUGGUCUGUGUGAAAUUCCUGGAAUCCAGCAGCUCUGCAGAAACUGCCCCUGUGGUUUCAGCCACAUUAAUUACUGAUUCAAUGUUAACAGGGAAAAUAUUGAGAUAUUCCUCCAUAAAAUGUUAUUUUUUAAAUAAAAAAAAUAACAAAAAAGAAAAAUAAUAAAAUCAUGAAGCUCUCUCUAGCCAGGAAUUUCAAAUGGAGAAAGUUAACCUAAAACAGCAAGAAUAGAAGGGAAAAAAUUAUGCGAAAAUUGCCAAUAAUUUUUCAAUGUAUGUAAAAAUUGAUAUCUUGAUAGAAUGUUUACUAAAAUUUUGUGGUAUUUUGUACAGUUGUAAGUCCCCUAAAAGGAAUAUUAUCAUUCAGUGAUUUUUGCAUUUUUAUUUCUCAAAACAUGUUUGAAUCAGCAAACGUAGCAACUCUUAAAACAGUCGAUUUUCACUUUUUUACUUUAUUUUUCUAGGUAUGUCUUCUUUUUUAGUAUUUUUCUAUUUGAAGCUUUCCCCGUGACGAUAGUUUUAAAAACGCUUUAACUUUUUAUGCGAACAAAAACACUAGUAUAAUUAUAAGUAUUCGUUCUUGACAAUACCAAUUACUGUUAUUAUUCAUCUGGUUGCAUUUGUAGGUUUCCAGGUGAAUAUAUAAUAAUCAUUACAACACUCACUUACUUAAAAAAGGUCUCCUCACCGGAAGUUUUUGCAGUUGCAUCCUACAUUUCAUCUCCUCUCCAUGUGAACAUUUAUUCCUAAAUUUAUAUUUUACAGAAAUCACUUCAUACCUCAAAUUUUUCAUUAUCAUCAUAAUUAAUAUGCUAACUUUUAGAAUGCUUUUUCUGAUGCCACAACUGACUGGUUUUUUUUAUGGGUAUGUUGAUGAGAACCAACAAUUCCAAUAUUUUUCCUGUAUUUGGUUGUUUAAUUGUUCACUUGUUAGUUUUCUUCGUAAUUUGCUGAAGCAAGCUGGAGCUAAUAAUUACAAAUUCAUCAAAUAACGGAAACUUCUAAUCAGUCUUUGUGGCAUCAGCAGAGACAUAUCUCCGGCUAGAUAUAAUCACUGGUGUGGAAAGCAAUGUGUUAAUUUUUACACCAUAAUAAUUAUCAAAGAUUAUUUUUUAACUUCUUAUGUUUCAACACUCAGUGAGCUUAUUUAUGAGUACCACUUUUGUAAAAAUGUAUUUUUAAGUCAAGAGGAUCACUCAUGAAGCUCUUAAUUUGAUAUGAGGCUUUCCAGGCCAUGAAAAUUUGUGGGUAAUUUUCUUUGUCUCUUCCCCCAUUCCUAAUUGAUUUUUAGGAUUUUGACUGUAUAAAUAAACUCGUCAUUUAAGUGAAACUACUAAACAAGAAAAAUUAAAGGGGCAUGAGAAGAAAAAUUUCCCUCAAAUAACUUCAGCAUGAAAAAUUUAUCGUUCAUACCUAAUGAAAUUAGAAUUUUCCAAAUUGUAGAUGUUACCUCUUGAAUACCAGCAGAAUGAGGGUCCCAAGCAGGCUAACUAUUCAGGGUUAAACAUUUUUGAAUCAGCGCUGAAUCUCUAGGUUAAAAGUCUCAAAUUCAUGCCCUCUUUCGAAAUCCAGAUUUUGGGCUAACUUGGAUUUGGAAUCCAGACCAUGAGUGAUGGUUUUGAUUGGAAUCAGUUCAAUUGCACCCAUACAAACUUUUUCAGAUGAACAUUAUUUUAAUGUUCCCCAAUUUCCUCUUAUGUUUUUUUUUAAAUAAAAAAAUCAAACAACAUUCUAGUUUGAAAUUUUGUGAGCGUUUUUUUUAAUCCAGAGGAAAUUCGCAGUAAGCUCCGAACUCCAUUUUGCUUUUAUCUCCGUUGAACAAAUAGCCUAUGAGAGGUAAUUAGGUAAGGUAAAAUUGUCACUUUCCUGCUGAAGUAUUACUAGUGCCAAUCGUCCUUUGACACUAUGUUGUCAAACUUCUCCAGUGUUUUAUAGAAAAACUAAUGAAGAGAACCCCAUGAAAGUGUUACAUGAUAUUUUUUUUUUUUUUUUUUUUGUCAUCAAGAUGAAUUCUAGAAAUUUGUAUAAAAGACUGUGCAAAAUGUUUAAGGGAGAAAUCAAAAGAACAUUGAAAUUUCGGGCAACAUAGCGUUUGAGCAAAAACGGCGCUUGUGACACUUGGACUGGAAAGUGAUGAAACACAGAUGUCGAUGGCCAAAAAGCAGAAUCAUGUAUUUCCGUUUGCAAAGUUGCAGAGUUCCUGUCAGACUUAAUUUUUCUUCUGAAAACCAACCAACAUAAUCUCUUGAAAAAUUCUCCGAUUUUUCUUCUGAGUCAGCAGAAUAUACUGUGUAAAUUUCAAGCUAUGACAUUGACUUGCUUCUUUUCGAAAUACACGGUUUCGCAUUCUGGCCAUCGAUCUGCUGAUUCUAGUGGAUGCUAUUCAAAUCCAGCUCAUGUUUACCUCAAUUUUGAACUUGAUACUGAAAAGCUGGUGAGUGGUUUGUUGUUUUUAUGAAUUCGAUCUUGAAUAUCUUAUUUAUUGUUAUUUAAUAUGACACCAAGUUGACGUUUUAAUACAAUUUCAUUUUUAUUUGUAUAACAAACUGUUGAAUUUAAAUUGAUCACAAUGCAAUAAAAUAUUUUUGUAAAAUAA
Molecule: messenger RNA, 6798 nt
Organism: Bemisia tabaci
Lineage: Eukaryota; Metazoa; Arthropoda; Insecta; Hemiptera; Aleyrodidae
Gene: Zw
Product: glucose-6-phosphate 1-dehydrogenase Zw
Biological process (GO): glucose metabolic process; pentose-phosphate shunt, oxidative branch
Cellular component (GO): cytosol
Molecular function (GO): glucose-6-phosphate dehydrogenase activity; NADP binding
Source: RefSeq, a predicted model, not a curated record